Molecule: messenger RNA, 1905 nt
Organism: Cyphellophora europaea CBS 101466
Lineage: Eukaryota; Fungi; Ascomycota; Eurotiomycetes; Chaetothyriales; Cyphellophoraceae
Exons: 1
Coding region: 1-1905 (634 amino acids)
Biological process (GO): calcium ion import across plasma membrane
Molecular function (GO): calcium channel activity
Source: RefSeq, a predicted model, not a curated record
AUGCCGCUCCCGAAGCUGACGCCCCUUCAAAGCCGCUUCGCGGCUUCGCUGGGCGCUACCAUUAUUCUCUUCCUAUUGUACUACUGCCUCAGCCAGCCAGCUUUUGCCUAUGCUGCCGAGAUAGACCUGCGGAUACCUCCCGACCACAACCACCCCAUCCUAGACCAAUCAUUCACGGAUGACGAGCCAAACGUAGACGAAUUGCUGGUCAAGCGUCAAAACGAUGGCAACGCUAUGCAAAUCUUCAAUAACCAACCCAGGGCGAUGAAUAUAGCGAGUGGAGAGACACAAAAUUGGCUGAUCACUCAAGAUACACUCAAUGGCCCGCCGGGUGACCGAGGUCCGGGCCUCCCCAGUCCGACAGGAGCCAACGCUAGCCGCAUAUUCGAAGACGAGGAUAUCGAAGAAGAUGAAAAUACAACUGUUGACAAGCGCCAGUCUGAGCGUACUGUGUACAUCACCAUUACUACGUGCAUCCAGCCCACCUACAACGGUUCUUCUCCUGAAUUAGAGGAAGCAAUACCUCCCCAACUUACACUUUACGUCUCGCAGUCCGAAGAUAAUCGACUCCCGGGCCCGGACUCCAAUGGUAGCGACUCACAACAAGUUCUACGGCUCAGUGGAGGCUAUGCUAAGAUCGAGCUGGACAACACGUCUCCGGUGUACAUUGGAGUAUCUGCCCCGAACGGCACUCAGUUCACAGGGUCGUGGAACUACGAGAUUGGAGGCUCCAUCGAUGAGCCAUAUCACACUGUCAUCACGAGAACUCCAAACCUCCACUUCGUCGAUGGCGAUACUCAUGCAGCGCUCCUGAUCACUGACGAUUUAACAUCUGCGGAGCCAAAUGAGACAUCUUUCAGCGACUGGAUGGAGCUGAGACCCCCGUUUGGAAUGUUCGUCUAUCCCUCCAACAGUCGCGCCAUGCAAGGAGUACGAAACUCUUAUUGCGGGCUUCGUAUGGCUGGAGGUCUGCUUGCCAAUCUCCAGAACGCAUCGAAUCAAAAUGUCGCCGAGAUGACGUCCCGUGGAUUGGGCGGUAAGCCGAAAGAGCAGUUCUAUAUCACUGGCCUUAAUUCAUCGAGCCAAUAUACAGGCUUCCUUGCGAUGCAGGGAAACUCAACUGACGAUGGAAACAACGUUGUUGGUGGCGGGGGCACAGUUUGGCAGGCUGUGCAAUUCAGCACCAAGUCGAUGUCCAAUUGUGCCCUCAUGUACAACUUGACCUUUUGCUCGGAAGUGGCAUAUGCUGUGCCAGCCAAUCCGGAACGGUUCUCGAUAAUCGAUGGCUUACCAGAGCUGGCUCGGAUCUACGAUGACUACGCGCGAGAGAUGUAUCGGUACUUCAACUUCUCGUUGCAACAGAUACCCUGUAACACGUCUUCGACAUCGCAGUAUAGCUUGGUGCGUAACUGCGACGAUUGUGCAAGAGCGUACAAAACCUGGCUCUGCGCUGUCACUAUUCCUCGCUGCGAAGACUACAACAACACAGCAGUAUACCUCAAGCCUCGCAAUUUGGGGCAGCCUUAUCCCAACGGAACUUCGAUAUCCAGUCUUCCAGGGUUCAGCGAUUCGCAACAGGUGCUUAUGGAUACCGUAGCCACCAACUCGUCACGAAGUCAAGUGAUAGAUGACCAGAUCGCGCCUGGGCCGUACAAGGAGGUCCUUCCUUGUAAAGACCUGUGUUAUGACUUGGUUCAGUCGUGCCCAGCGGCUCUGGGCUUCAGCUGUCCGUCAGAAGGCAAAGGUCUCGAAAACAGCUACGGCGAACGGAACGAUGACCCUGGAAAUAUCAGCUGCAGCUACUUGGGCGCAGCAUACUACCUCAGCGCUGGCGAUAGGAAUACCCUUCCCUAUAUCGCAUCGAGCGCAGCGUUGGCCUUGAUGCUCAGCCUCUUGUUCUUGUAA